AUGAGUUCAAUUGGUACUGGUUACGAUUUGGAUGCCUCUUCAUUUUCACCUGAUGGACGUGUUUUUCAAGUUGAAUAUGCAGCUAAAGCUGUUCAAGCAAGUGUGACUGUUAUUGCUUUAAGUAGUAAAAAGGGAGUUGUUGUUGCUGUUGAUCAACCAAUUCUUUCAAAACUUGAGAUUGAGGGAGCAAAUAGUCGUAUUAUGCGAAUUAAUAAUAAAAUUGGAUUUGUUGGAUCUGGUCUUUUUCCUGACGUUUUUGCUAUUUGUAAUUGGGCUAGAGAAGAGGAUAACAAGAACUACAAAGAAAUUAAUCAACAUAUUUCUGUUAAAAAGCUUGCUGACCUGGUUGCUCAGUAUGUCCAUGUCUAUACACUUGCUACAGACCGUCCUUUUGGAGUUUCAGUUUUUAUAACUUCUUGGGACCAAAAGGAGGGCUCGUCAAUUUAUUGCAUUGAGACAUCUGGGCAAUGCUAUAAAUAUUUUGGAUGGGUUAUUGGAAAAAAUGCAGUGUCAGCAAAAUCAGAAAUUGAAAAAAUUAAAGGAUUGGGGGAAGAUUGCAAAUUGGGCAAACAGGAAUUAAUUAAACAUGCUAUACAUGUUUUGUUGACGACUAGAGAUGAAGGAUCGACUGGACAUCGAAUUGAAAUGGGUUGGAUUGGGGAAGAUUCGAAUAAUGGUUUUGAGCAAAUUGACCAGUCAGAAGUUGUCAAAUUAGAGAAGCAAGUUAGUAAGGAAAUUGAAGAGGAGGACGAUUAG
Molecule: messenger RNA, 756 nt
Organism: Meloidogyne enterolobii
Lineage: Eukaryota; Metazoa; Nematoda; Chromadorea; Rhabditida; Meloidogynidae
Source: the annotation of a GenBank genome assembly